GUCAGUGUGCAGGGGUGCAGUGGUGUCUCCCGCUCUCCGCCUCACUGACUGGCAAUUGUCACCAAUGCCACCACUUACUUUGGUCACGUAACUUCACAGUGGGUAUAAGGAGCUUAGAGUCCUGACUCAUGAAAGAUAACUAACGUAAAUUUCAAUGUUUUGUUAUAUUCGAGAGUCAAGUAAACUUUUAACCGACGCAUUGCAAGUUUAAAGACAACACAGUCACAUAUUUGUCAGUGUCACCGCUAACUGGGAGGUAGACUGGGACAAUUUUGAUAUUACUGUCGAGGACUAGACCACCUUGUUCGGAGAGCAACACAAAUCCACUAGGCGCGGUGCGGUACUCAAGUGCAUGGAAGAGCGCCGUGUGUGGCUGAAUGUGGAGGUGUGGACAGUGAACGGACGGUACUUGUGGUCUUAAUGAGGGAUCUGUCCACCACGCUGCGAGGGAAGAUUAUUGACUGGAGCCUUGAAGACUGAGUAACUCGGGAAACAUUCACAACAGACAAGAAUCGUCAAGCACUUUCACCAUCUCGAGAUCAAUGAUUGUCUCUGCUUCUGCUUCUUGAACGAGAGGCGAACACCCACACAAACACCACCUCCCUACACUGCCACGAUGCUCCCCACUGCCGCUCACCUCACCGGACUCCACCUAAGGGGUAUUUGGCGUGGCGGCCGCUGACUCCAGGUGCAUAUCUCUAAAGGUCAUAUCAAGACGAGGCAACUUUGCACGUAGCAGGAAUCGCCAUGACCCACCUUCCCGCGGUGCUGCCUGCCAACAUCCUUCUGGUGACCCUCGCCUCCUUAGCUGGAAGCAGCGAGGACGUAGAUGUACCGAGAUUCCCGGAACAAGUGCCCAACAUUACCGUGACAGUGGGACGAGACGCACUACUUCCCUGCACCAUCGAACAGCUCAAAGGCUACAAGGUGGCGUGGGUACAAGUGGAUACUCAGACAAUCCUCACCAUCCACAAACAAGUCAUCACCAGAAACCCGAGGAUCGCACUACUCCACAAUGAUCACCGCUCGUGGCAUCUGCAGAUCAGCGACGUGAAGGAGAGUGACCGUGGCUGGUAUAUGUGUCAGGUGAACACCGACCCGAUGAGGUCCCGCCAAGGAUACAUGGACGUGGUAGUCCCUCCGGAUAUUAUUGACCAAGAGUCCUCUGGAGACCUGACCGUGCGCGAGGGACAAGAUGUUACCCUGAUGUGUCGCGCUAAAGGUCAUCCUGCACCAAGCAUUACGUGGCGGCGGGAGGACAACCAGGACAUCAUCCUUGACUCAACACAAACAGGAAGUGGUCUGGCCUCGCUAGACCUUCAAAGCGUCGGCAAGAGUGGAAUGAAAAAAAUUCGGCUCCAACACGACGAGGUGGAUACUGGAGUGUACACGGCCCUCUGGGAUGGUAUGAACGGUGGCUGGGAUGAGAGAGGCUCCAGUAGCGUGGGCACAGAAGGGAUAUUCCUUCCCGGAGUGUCCGGUUCGAGAAACAACGACGGUGUGAGGAACAGUGCAGAGAAGAGGAAAGUGGUAGAGGGAGAGACACUACUCCUGACGAAGGUAUCACGACUUCAGAUGGGAUCAUACCUCUGUAUUGCCUCCAACGGCAUCCCGCCAUCCGUCAGUAAAAGAGCUCAUCUGAAGGUGCAGUUUCCUCCGAUGACGUGGGUUCCUCAGCAGCUGGUGGGUGCCUACGUAGGGCAGGAGCUUACCAUUGCUUGUAACACUGAAGCUUUCCCCAAGAGCAUCAAUUACUGGACCAACGAAGAAGGGGAUAUGAUCAUUUCAGAGGGUCGGUUCGAAACACUGACAGUGGAGAGGUCGUAUAAGGUGGACAUGAAGUUGAGGAUUAUGAGGGUGGAGCCUCAAGACUUCGGAAAAUACAAAUGUCUGGCGAAGAACUCCCUCGGAGAGACGGACGGGAGCAUCCAAGUGUAUGAGAUCGACCCACCCAAGACAUUUACGCGAGCAGAAGACGAGGCAGAGGUUCAUCCCGGGACUCCAGGUUACGCAUCGACUCCAGUGGGUUCAGAGAGGAACAAGUACCCGAAGUCACUCAACCCGAAAGGAAUGAACGACCUCGCUUCACCAAGACACUAUGGCAAAGCUAAUGAGGCCUCAGACUUGAUGGAUAUGCACGGAACGACCCUUCACCACGACCCUCGGCCAGGCUACCACUACCCGGCUGGUCAGAGCGGCAAGAGCAUACGACAUGUUGGGGAUCCAGUGCUUCUAGUGGCGGUUGGCGUCUGGGUGACUGGUCUGACUGUUCUCAUUUAGAUGUGGUAACUUUUUCUUCAGAGAUGAACCUAAAUGACACUGUGUAGAAAAUUACCGUUUGUAUUUCUCUCUCUCUCUCUCUCUCUCUCUCUCUCUCUCUCUCUCUCUCUAUUGGAAGUUUUAAAUGAUGUAAAUGAUGGAAUGUGUGAAUUACCGGGCAAGAUGAAUGGUAAGGUAAGUCUUUUUAAAAUUUUGAGUGGCCUUGUCAGUGAUAUUUUGGUGGGUACAUACAAACAGACGCACGGACACUCACACAUCUUAAUUAACACACACACACACACACACACACACACACACACACACACACACACACACACACACACACACACACACACACACACACACACACACACACACACACAUACA
Portunus trituberculatus (swimming crab) is the source of this 2646-nucleotide messenger RNA. RefSeq names its product lachesin-like. The transcript has 11 exons. The record is from RefSeq and is a predicted model, not a curated record. Lineage: Eukaryota; Metazoa; Arthropoda; Malacostraca; Decapoda; Portunidae. Gene Ontology annotation, cellular component: neuron projection. Bases 748 to 2280 code for a protein of 510 amino acids.